Messenger RNA from Ostertagia ostertagi, 594 nucleotides. NCBI's taxonomy places the organism in Eukaryota, Metazoa, Nematoda, Chromadorea, Rhabditida, Trichostrongylidae. The record is from the annotation of a GenBank genome assembly.
AUGACAUGCAUGUGCAUUAUGGUCAUCUGCAUACUCUACAACGUUCCACACUUUUUCGAAUUGGAGAAGGUUGACUGUAUAGCGAAUGACGGCAGCCUUGGAACACAGAUCUGCCCGACAGAUAUUCGGCUAGAUCCUGCUUACUAUGCCAUCUACUACACCUACAUGUACACUACAUUCUUGGCCAUUGGCCCAUUGACAUUGCUGAUCCUUCUUAACAUCUGCGUCGUGUUCACGGUGCUCACCAAAAGAACCCCCGAAACCGACGAUUCUGAUACCAUAAGCCUGAUCCUUGUGGUGUUUUUCUUCAUAUUUUGUAACUUUACCGCUUUACUUGUCAAUUUCAUGGAGAUAAUUCUUAAUAAUCCCAAUAUUCUUGUGUAUUUUGUGGAUUUAUCGAAUUUACUGGUUGUAAUUAACGGGACAGCGAAUUUCUUCUGCUACUUGAUAUUUGGUGCCAGCUUUCGACUAACUCUCAAGAAGAUUUUGUGCAGCUUCCGUAAGGAGAAACCAAAAAUGAUCUGGACGAUAAAUGAAGUAGAGUUGGAGCACGCCGCCGAUCUUACUAAUGUGACGUUUAUUCGAGGAGCUUGA